AUGACAAAUUCUAAUCUCGGGUUUGCCCUUGUGACUCCGGCUUCACGAGGCCUGGGAUUUUCACUUGCCCGAUGGCUCCUGUCUAAGACAAACAUCCCCGUCGUCGCGACAGCACGAAAGGGAUGUGAUGAGGUCAGGCAACGUCUUAUGGAUGGGCUAGAUGCUUCCAAGAAUGUACAAAAGAGACUAGAGGUCUUCCCUGUUGACGUUACUGGUAAAUCCAAGCUCCUUCGAAGUAUUGAUCGAAUACUGAUUGUUCCAGAUGAAUCGAGCAUCGAGUCGAUGACUGCCGAGCUUCGAAAGCUCUUAGCCAAGACGUCGCUUCGUCUCGCUCUGACGGUUCCCGGUGUCCUCCAUGUGGAGAAAUCACCAGGACAGAUCAACGCGUCCAACGCCUGGCACAGCUUCCAGGUCAACACCCUUGGCCAAUUACUACUGAUGAAGCAUCUCUCCCCGUUUCUCCCGACGAAAUCCCAGGCAGGGUUUGCAGUCACAGAGUCUCUUUCGGGGGGCGCGUCGAUAAAGCUUCCGUCCCACGCAAUCUACGCCAUGAUGGCAGCUCGAGUGGGAUCCAUCUCAGACAACCGCACGGGCGGAUGGUAUUCCUAUCGUGCCAGUAAGGCCGCAGUCUUUCAACUAGCGAAGACGUUCGAUCUUCACUUGCGUACGAGGAGUCAAGAAAGAGCAAUCGCUAUAGCCUUGCAUCCCGGCACGGUGCGAACCGACUUUACUCAGGAGUACUGGGGCGGUCGAGACAUGUUGGAGCCUGACGAGGCGGCGGAGAGACUCAUCCGGGUUAUUACAGAGAUGUCGCCGGGUCCAGGGGAUGGGAGGGGGCGAUGUUGGGAUUGGAAGGGGAAUGAGGUCCUUCCUUAG
Messenger RNA from Aspergillus clavatus NRRL 1, 876 nucleotides. RefSeq lists its product as uncharacterized. The coding region runs from base 1 to 876 and encodes 291 amino acids. The record is from RefSeq and is a predicted model, not a curated record. Lineage: Eukaryota; Fungi; Ascomycota; Eurotiomycetes; Eurotiales; Aspergillaceae. The transcript has a single exon.